UUGUUUUGUUUUUAGGCGACACUACGUCUAUCUUGCAGGCUAAGAAUUGUGAUGUGAUACAGAACUGUAGAAAUGGAUCCCUUAACUUUGGCGUUUUUAGGUCAAAAGUAUCCAUGCAGUGCUGUAACACAGACCUUUGUAAUAGCAUAAAUGUCCCAGAUUACAUCUCUAACAGCGGCAAUGGAAAACAAUGUUACUACUGUAAUGGGAAGAGUUGUUGGAACACUUUAAGGUGUUUAGGAAAUGAAGACUACUGCGUUACAGGAACAGCAAAUAUUACAUUUCUGCCAACAACUGUAAAGGGAUGUACCACUAAAUCUAUCUGUGAUGAGGUAUCACAAGCGCCUUCAGGUUUCAUGGGCUUAUCAUGCUGUCAGGGGAAUCUGUGUAACGGUGCUAAGAGCAUCACACAAAACCUCCUCUUUCUCUCCUGGCCGCUCUUCUUUUACAUCCUGAUCCACUAAAUUCAACUUUACAGCAUGAAAAGUAAAAAUGACCACAUCACUGAAACAACAGAAUUUGACAUAUUUUGGAACAGUGCUUAACACAUUUAUUAGACCACCACCCAAUGUAAGGUUUGUGCCACAGCUGCUCAUUUGUUUAUGUUUCUGUAUUAGUAAUCUUUAAUCACAGUAAUAUUUCUAAUGCUAAAAUAAAAUUAUUGUUGUUAUUUACUUGCAGUCCUUAAUAGGAAACUAGAUUUUAAUAGUUCAAUGUUACACUUGAUUUAUUUCUGACUUCUGAGAAAAGUUGAAGUCACAUUUGGGUAUAAAAACACAAUUCAAUUUGACAUUCAUUAAUCGUGUUUAAAAUUAUGAAACAUGAAGAACUUUAUAAAAAGGAAAGAGUUUACAUUAAAGCACUUUGUGAUGCUGGAUGAUUUUUGAGACAAAUAGACAGUGGUCUAUUUGUUUAGCAUUGUAGAUUUAUUUUCAUUGUAUUACUUGUGUUACUGUAUGUAUUGUUAAGGAAAGAUAUAUAUGAAUAAUAAAAUAUAACUUUUAAAAUUGUG
This is a messenger RNA of Misgurnus anguillicaudatus (oriental weatherfish), 1012 nucleotides long. The record is from RefSeq and is a predicted model, not a curated record. NCBI's taxonomy places the organism in Eukaryota, Metazoa, Chordata, Actinopteri, Cypriniformes, Cobitidae.